This is a messenger RNA of Gigantopelta aegis, 4194 nucleotides long. Its product is annotated as metabotropic glutamate receptor 3-like. Gene Ontology annotation, biological process: regulation of synaptic transmission, glutamatergic; G protein-coupled glutamate receptor signaling pathway. The record is from RefSeq and is a predicted model, not a curated record. Gene Ontology annotation, cellular component: membrane. The coding region runs from base 942 to 3698 and encodes 918 amino acids. The transcript has 6 exons. NCBI's taxonomy places the organism in Eukaryota, Metazoa, Mollusca, Gastropoda, Neomphalida, Peltospiridae. Gene Ontology annotation, molecular function: group II metabotropic glutamate receptor activity.
ACAAAGAUUUUGCUUGAACCACAUCUGGAAGUCCUGCAUUCCUGACACUGCUUUCUACACGCUUUUAAAACUCUUUAUUUACUCUUAAACAAAAGAAGUAAAAAGAAAGAAAAGAAAAGAAAAGAAAAGAAAAGAAAAGAAAAGAAAAGAAAAGAAAAAGUGUAUAUAUACUGUGUCCAAUUCAAACUGCACACUGAUAUACAAAUCGUUAGUAACAGGAACACCACUUGGAUGGUUUACCUCCCUGCAUCCUGGACGCAUGUACAUGUAUAUAACGAACACUAUCUGACUAAUGGUGCGGGAUAUUUACUUCAAGAAAAAUGUAUGUUUUAUCUUCAGCAACUUACACGAAGAGGAAUCCUGGUGCAGGAGUAGCGCUAUUCAACAUGAUUGAUCGGGACGGCUUGUAAAGAACUCACCGAGACUCUAUCCCUGCAUCGAUGUUGACUGUCACCCCGCGGCUCAGAAGCAGACGAUAUUCCCAAAUCUGCUCCAGAGACAGAAGCACGGUUUGUGUGGAGCACAAGUUUUCAGAUGAUGGGUGAACACAAACAGCGUAAUUUCAACAAUGACUCAAAGACUCGUGAUUAGUAAGAAUCUAAAGGUGUUGCAGAGAUAUACGUCGUCUGCUGCGGACUGGAAAAUACACACAGUUACCUGACUAAGAAAUAAAGGGAGAAAGAGAGACAGAUUUGUUUUAGAAGAAAACACAGCACAUUCACAAAGAACAUGGAUAUCCGUUUUCGACGCAGUGUGUGUCAUUUAAGCAGGUUUAAAUUGCAUCGCAGUGUGAUUCGGAGCAAACCGGUUACGUGGUUUUCGUAAUUAAAGCGUCUUGUUAGCAAAGAUGACAAAAAUCCGAUAGAUAUCUUCAACCGGACGUGGGAUAAUUAACCUUCUGAUAGCAUUUAAAGCAGGUGUUUAAACACGAUCAGCGAGCGAUGAGAGGCGAAUCUCUUCUCCGUGACCAAGGGAUGGUUUUCGCAUUAACCUUAAUGGUCUUAAUCCUACUGCAGAAUGUGUCUUCUGUGCGGAAUAGCACUUCCGCUAAGAUCGUGAACGCUGUGAUUCCCGGGGAGAUUAUUCUUGGCGGUCUGUUCCCCGUCCACCAAAAGGGAGAAGGGGAGAAACCGUGCGGGAGCGUGAACUCUGACAGGGGGAUAGAGCGGCUCGAGGCCAUGCUGUUCACAAUAGACCAAAUCAAUCGGAACAAUACGAUUCUUCCAGGAAUCAAACUUGGUGCGUCUGUCUACGACACUUGCGCCAGGGCCACGUAUGCCUUAGAACAGUCCUUGGAGUUCAUCCGAGCCUCUUUCACGUCUCUCGACGCCUCCGAGUUCGUGUGCAUGGACGGCUCGACGGCCAGGGCCAAGCACGAACCCACGGCCGUGGCGGGGGUCAUAGGAGGAUCCUACAGUACCGUGUCCAUCCAGGUGGCUAAUUUGCUUAGACUCUUUAAGCUGCCACAAGUCAGUUACGCGUCCACCAGUGCCGCUUUGAGUGACAAAACCAGGUUUGAUUACUUCGUACGGACGGUACCCCCGGACACGCUACAGGCCAAGGCCUUGGUGGACAUCGUGCAGGAGUUUAACUGGACGUAUGUGUCUACCGUGGCGUCCGAAGGGGAGUACGGAGAGUCUGGGAUAGAUCAGUUUCGGCAGGAGGCCAGAGCGAGGAAUAUCUGCCUCGCAGCGACUGUCAAAAUUCCUGGCAAUUCUAAUAAUAAAACUUUUGAUUACGUCGUUAACGAGUUGCUCCUGAAGACAAAGGCCAGUGUGGUAAUAGUUUUCGUGAGGGUAGAACAUGCUAAAGGAUUACUGGACGCCGCCACCCGUAGGAAUAUAAGCGGCAGAUUUGUGUGGAUAGCCAGUGAUGCCUGGGGUAGGAACCACAACCCUGUUAAAAACAACCAUUUAGCUGCCCAAGGGGCGAUAACUUUAGAACUACAGUCCACCCAGGUGGUUCCAUUUGAAAAAUAUUUUGUGAACUUAAAACCACACACCAAUAUUAGAAACCCGUGGUUCAAAGAAUAUUGGACUGCAGUUCAUAAAUGCAAAUGGCCCGAAGACGUUCCCAUCCAUGAAUUAAACAGCGCCAAGUUAUGCACUGGAUAUGAAAUAUUGAAUCGAAAGAUCUCCCAGCAGGAAGGCAAAGUUCAGUUUAUUUACGACGCGGUGUAUGCCAUGGCACUGGCUCUGGACAAAAUGCAGCGAACCUUAUGCCCAGGCACGACUCGUCUCUGCCGCAAAAUGUCCAAAAUUGACGGUGAUAAACUUUUUAAGGAUUUCUUAUCGAACGUAUCUUUUGAAGAUGGUUUUGGUGCUCACAUCGAAUUUGACAAGUUUGGUGACGGUCCUGGCCGCUACACCAUCAUGAACUACCAACUGAACCGAUCGACGAGACAAUACGAGUACCGCGAGGUGGGGCGCUGGGCCACGACCCUCGACAUUGACCUGCAGAAGAUCAUCUGGUCCGGCGGAACCAUGGACAUCCCCAAGUCGCGCUGUAGCGAGCCGUGCCAGAAAGGAGAGAUCAAGAACAUGCGGGACGGCGACCCUUGCUGCUGGCUCUGUACCAAGUGCAUGCCCUGGGAGUUCGUCAUGGACGAAAAGACUUGCGAGCCAUGUCCCAAGGGGAAAUGGCCGUACGCCAACAAGAGCGGCUGCUUCGGCCUGGAGAUCGAGUACAUGACCUGGGGAAGCAUCUACGCCAUCAUCCCGAUGUGCCUGAGCGGGGUUGGCAUCAUGUGCACGGGCUUCACGAUUGUGAUAUUCCUCUUCCACAACGACACUCCGGUGGUGAGGGCGUCUGGCCGCGAGCUCAGCUACAUGCUACUGAGUGGGAGUCUGUUUUGUUACGUGAAUACCUUCUUGUUGUUGGCCAAACCGUCUCCCAUCAUCUGUGCUGUCCAGAGAUUUGGGGUGGGCUUUGGGUUCUCGGUUGUAUAUUCUGCCAUAUUGACCAAGACCAACCGAAUCUCAAGGAUAUUCGAAAGUGCUAGGAGGUCCGCCAAGAGACCUCCUUUUAUCAGCCCCAAGUCCCAGCUUCUCAUAGCAGGAAUACUGGUGUUCAUUCAAGUACUGUUCACGGGGGUGUGGCUCCUGUUGGAACCCCCGGGCAUGAGGUUACAUUUUCCCGACGAGCGGAAGGCGCAAGUGAUUCUAAAGUGUAAAAGUGAUGACCUGUCGUUUCUAGUAUCUUUAGUAUAUAACAUGCUUUUGAUUAUUAUAUGUACUGUGUACGCGAUAAAAACAAGGAAAAUACCCGAAAACUUCAAUGAAUCCAAGUUUAUCGGAUUCGCCAUGUACACAACAUGCAUUAUAUGGCUGGCCUUCGUUCCUAUAUACUUUGGAACACUCAAUUCCUUUAAGAUACAGAUCACUACGUUGUGUGUGUCCAUCUCCCUGAGCGCUACAGUUGCCUUGCUCUGUUUGUUUUUGCCAAAGGUUUACAUUAUCGUCUUCCAGCCACAGAAGAAUGUUAGGAAACUCACCAUGAAUUCUGCUAGUUAUAAAAUGGCGCCCACUGGUUCUACGGGAACAUCGAACAAUUAUGGUUCGGCAGAGGAUAGCGUUCCAGAUGACCAAGAUAAUACGGUCGCAGAUGAUAUAUUCAUCGUUGGGGGUACCAUCGGAACACAUCAGACUCAACGUACAGCACAGAGUGGGGGCCGGAACCACCACGGAAACCGAGACUGAUCGAGACAGUCUAGCCUCGCUGUGAAAUUGACCAAUCAUAUUUCAUUGAUCGAUCCUAAUUUAUUCCAAUGCACUUCGGAACAGAAAACAACGAGAGAACAUGCUCCUUGGGAUAAUAAGGAAAAGGGGAACAUCGCUACACAUUUAUUUUUGCUUUAAAUAGAGUUAUUGAUGUAUUAUAACUGGUUCCAACUAUAUAAAAUUAUAUGCGUAUGAAACACACCAAAAAUUGUGUAAACUCUGAUCGUAUGUGUUGUGAGAAGAAACAUUUCAGGAACUGUUUUAUGUUAAUGUAAUGUCUGAAAUGAGACCUUAUUCUGAGACCUGGUCCUUGAAGAGGCUGUCAUGAGUUUGAUGCUAUUCUAACAUGUUCCCGACUGGUGGAGAGCCUUUUUAACGACUACUAAAAGUUAAAGAUUGUUUUGUUUAAUAACACCACUAGAGCACAUUGGUUUAUUUAUCAUCGGCUAAUGGAUAUCAAACAUUUGAUAAUUUU